UUCUUUCUUCGUCAGUGGGCGGAAUGCGUAUUGCCCGGAUGUAGUUUGUUUGACGUCAAACCUGUUCUAGCGUCACAUCCAGAAGAACCGUUUGCAUUUCGCGCAAGAAACGAAGCGUCGGUGGACACCUUCAAGUAAUCACGGUUCAGAGAGAGUUUCACACUGAGCAGGCAACCAUGGCCAACCAACAAAUGGAAAUCAUAGCAAAGGUUUUGGAGCAGUCAGCCAAGCUGGUGGAGGAGCAGGUGGAUGCACAGUUGACCAAACUGAAUGAUAUGGAUGAAGAUGAUUUGGAGAGACUGAAGGAGAGGCGAUUGGAGGCACUUAAAAAAGCCCAGAAACAGAAGCAGGAGUGGUUGUCUAAAGGCCAUGGUGAGUACAGAGAAAUCCCAAGUGAGAAAGAUUUUUUCAGCGAGGUCAAGGAUAGUAAGAAUGUUGUCUGCCACUUCUACAGAAAUUCCACCUUCAGAUGUAAGAUCCUUGACAAACACUUGGCCAUCUUGGCAAAGAAGCAUGUUGAGACCAAAUUCAUCAAACUGAAUGCAGAAAAGGCCCCAUUUCUGACAGAGAGGCUGCGGAUCAAGGUUAUUCCUACGCUGGCUUUGCUGAUAGAUGGAAAGACAAAGGACUAUGUGGUUGGAUUCACUGACCUGGGAAACACAGACGAGUUCCCCACAGAGAUGCUUGAGUGGAGACUUGGCUGUGCAGAUGUUAUCAACUACAGCGGUAACCUGAUGGAGCCCCCGACAGUGACGCAGAGACCAAGCACAAAGUUCACAAAAGUGGAGAAGAAAACCAUCAGAGGACGAGGUUACGACUCUGAUUCUGAAGAUGACUGAAAAGCACUGACAGUCGCCUGGUUUUCUCUCUCAGGGCUACCUCAUUUAAAAAAAAAAAAAAAACGUCAAGCAGACAGCCCGCUUUAAUUUUCUUCUCCUUUUCUCUCAGUGACUUACCCAUUCAUUACAAAUGUCCAUAUUUUAAUUCCCCAGAUUUCAAAUCAAAUUACUUUAUAAAAAUAUGAAGCAUUUUUGUUUUAGCCUUAUUCAAUGAAUUGUCUGCCAUGUUUUCUAUUUGAAUAACUACAUAAUGACAUACAUGCACUUCAAGAGAUACACAUCAGAUUGGAGGAGGAUAAGUUUCACUGAGCCACUCCUCCUGUCCUCUGUUGGCUAACUUUGAACUCUAUUGUAUUGCUCUUGAUUUUGUCCCCUCAGUAGCUAAAACCUUAAAGCUCUGUCUUGAAUUACAGAUGUACUCAUUUAGGUAGUUCUGUUGAUUCCAUGUGUUUCCUUGUAACUAUGAGUCUGAUGUUAGAACAGAAACCACGAUGCAUGAGUGCCAAGAUCAUCUUUUAGCAUCAGAUUGCAUUUUUACACAACAUCUCCUUGUAGCAAGAGUGUGACUUAAAUAAUACAGACUUAAUAAAAAGCAUAAAAGGCAUUUAAAAAUCUGUGCUCCUGUACUUUUGGUGUUGCAGUAUCCUGAGAUUUCUGUUGUUACCAUACAUGAAAAUACUGCCUUUCUACAAUUUCCACAACGCAGCACAGUAUUGUUUCUUACUCUUUCUCCCCUGAAAAUGCUUGUAUUAAAUUGGUGACGUGUCCCUUGAA
This is a messenger RNA of Lates calcarifer (barramundi perch), 1613 nucleotides long. RefSeq names its product thioredoxin domain containing 9 (gene txndc9). Gene Ontology annotation, biological process: microtubule cytoskeleton organization. Lineage: Eukaryota; Metazoa; Chordata; Actinopteri; Centropomidae. The record is from RefSeq and is a predicted model, not a curated record. Gene Ontology annotation, cellular component: cytoplasm.